Molecule: messenger RNA, 1485 nt
Organism: Mya arenaria
Lineage: Eukaryota; Metazoa; Mollusca; Bivalvia; Myida; Myidae
Product: galactose-3-O-sulfotransferase 2-like
Exons: 4
Coding region: 1-1485 (494 amino acids)
Biological process (GO): glycolipid biosynthetic process
Cellular component (GO): membrane
Molecular function (GO): galactosylceramide sulfotransferase activity
Source: RefSeq, a predicted model, not a curated record
AUGGCGCUGUUCGAAGAGAUUGUGGUGCUUUUGAAGGAUAUUUUCACCUGGAAGGGCCAUGGAUGCCAAACUACAUUACUUCGACUGUUGGAGGACUGGAUGCAGAGGUCGCCACUGUCUUGCUGCUUUCGGGGGGUCAAAAAAAACAUGUCCACGUUUCUAUGGCAACGUGCCUACCAGGUCAUCAGAAGCAGAUUGUUCUUAUUAUUUUCCAUAAUUCUGCUGACGGGGUUUCUAUGGGUACACUUCACCGGGUCACGUGACGAAUUGCUGCCAGAUGAACGACGGGAGUAUGUUGUUCGUCCGAACGUACGGGCGAUAAAAGAUGUCCCGCCAACAAACCUAUCCGAUGAUUCGUUACCUACAACCUAUGUAUCUACAACCACAGGAAAAAAUUCAGUGAUCAGUGGAAGUUUUAAAAAUACUAUAAAAUUAAUGUCGGAAACACGAAGAUCCCAGACAGUGUCGAGUGCUUGUAGGGAACAAUUUGAUGUGAGUUUUUUAAAAGUACAUAAAGCAGGAAGUACAACUGUAAUGAACAUAUUUUUAAGAUUUGCCAUUAGCCAUAACCUCAGUAUAGUGUUACCACACAAGUCUCAAGGAUUCGGAUUCAAUUACCUUGGCUACGGCAAGACUGUGUCACGUGAUACCAUUGUACCGUUACCUCGCAACGAGACAUAUAACAUCCUUUGUAAUCACGUGGUGUACAAUAAGGAGGCAUUCCGAUCAAUUCUUCCAGUGGACACGAUGUAUGUGGGUAUUCUGAGGGAACCCGUCAGCCAUUUUAAAUCGGCGUCCUUGUAUUACGGAUUUUACAAUCAGUUGAAGAAGGUUAUUGUCGAUGGCAGACCUGCGAUAAGUGAGUUUUUGAAGGAGACCAAUAUGUAUAAGAUUGGAACAUAUUUUGUCCAUAACAGAAUGUCUUAUGAUUUAGGUAUACCCCCAACGAAGUUCAAUGACAAUUUGUUUGUACAUGAAUAUAUACGACAAUUGGACCAAGAUUAUGCAUUGAUGAUGAUAAUGGAACGCUUUGCCGAGUCUUUAGUUUUGCUUAGACGGACACUUUGCUGGACGACCAAAGACAUUUUGUAUGUCCCAUUAAAUGCCAUGAAAAACAAACCCAGCAUACAUCUAACCGAAGAGGAUGUACAACACUUAUCAACGUGGAACAAAGCUGACUUCCAACUUCACGACUAUUUUCGGAGUAAAUUUGAUGAAACGGUACAAAAUCAAGGCCAAGAUUUGCAAGAUGAGGUGAAUAGUUUCACUGCUAUCAAAGACAGCGUCAGCAAAUUCUGCAAUGAUAUUCGCAAGUUGCCUAGCAAUAGUAUAGCAGUAAAGCACGUGUCAACUACUCGCUUGAGUCCCGGUUUUGACGUCACCCAAAAUGACUGUCGCUUGAUGACGGAGGACGAACUUCCGAUGAUGAGCCGACUGAUCAAGAAGGCGUGGCAACACUACAAUAAUUCAUUAAGUGUUUCUUAA